This is a messenger RNA of Blepharisma stoltei, 2064 nucleotides long. The record is from the annotation of a GenBank genome assembly. NCBI's taxonomy places the organism in Eukaryota, Ciliophora, Heterotrichea, Heterotrichida, Blepharismidae.
AUGAUGAUUUAUAUCUUAUCUCUUUUCUGACUGGUACGAGGUAUAUACCUUGAAGAAAAUAUUGGCGAUCUCUAUCUGGCUGAAGGCGAAACUUAUGAGCUUAAGUUAUCUGAUUAUUUUUUCGGGAAUAAUCUAACUUAUCAGAUCUCUGAAACAGACGGUAAAGAAGACGAAAUUUCAAUUAAAGGUGAUAUCAACUUUAAAUUGCUUUCUUUUCUACCUUUUAAAUUUCAAGCUAGCAAUGAUUCUUUCAAUUUGGCAGACCAAUCUUACAAGUCUUGGAAUUUGAAAACUUCUUUAGUUUUCUGUAGUUUCUAUCAAAAUUAUAUUUAUAUAUAUCAAAUUCCACAUGGCGAAAGAAAUAUUACCUUAAUCUAUGCAGCAAAAAUUCAAACUCAAUUUCUUAGCCCAACUAUAGAAAAUGUUCAAAAUAUCAAAAGUGAAAAUGAGCUGAUUUUUCUCAUAUAUAUUCGGCAGCAAGAAAAUAUAGAUAAAAGUUUAAAAUGGAGGAAUGAUUUUUAUAUCUUAAAAGCCACAAAUGCUUUAGAAAUUGAAGAGCCUAUCCUGCUCGAGUUAAGCCCUUUAACUUAUGCUUCAAAAAUUGUUAUGAGCAAUGGAGAAAGUUCUCUGGAAAUUUCUCUUUAUGCCGAAUUUCUUAACGAAAAUAUUCCAAAUACAAUUUACUUUUAUGAUUUCACGUAUCCUUAUCACCCAAUUAAUUGUUUCAACAUCACAAAGCACUUUGGCUUUAGUUCUCCAGAUCAGCAAUUAUCAGUUAAAGGCAUUUUGCACAAAAUGAUUCAGAUAUAUGUUCUCGAUGAAAAUAUUGGAUUGUUGACGUAUGCUAAUAUUUUUCCACGCAAAUUAAGAGAAAACUACUUUGUUGACCUUAGAUCUUAUGGAGAUUUAAUUUCAAUGUGAUUUUUGAGUGGAAAAUAUAUGCCAGUAGAGCUAAUAAAUAUUCGGACCAGCCUAGGUAGUAUUUUAAUUCAUAUGGGAGGAGACGUAAAAAGAUGAAUUCCAAACAGAGAAAAUAAUGAAAUAAAAUAUGAGACAUUGUUUUCUCAAUUAUAUGAUGAUUAUUUUAUGGCAAGCUAUGUCCAUAAAAACGAAUCUAUUUUAUCGAUUAUAGAUAUAAACAGCCCACUGGAAACGCUAAUAGAUAUAAACAUAGAUAAUUUAAUUGGGAAUACUUAUAAUCCCAGAGGCAUGUGAAUGAUUAUAAAUAAUUUUCCUGAUGAUGAAAUUUUUUACGUGAGAAGUGAUAUUGAUGGGCUAAGACAGUUCUCUCUAAAUUUUGAACCUUUUAAACUGAAAAUUACAGGAAAUUCAAAUUUCAAAGCUGUAAUAACAGCUAAAGAAAAUGAUUCUUCUAUAUCGAAUUCUCUAAACAUAUUUUCAAUCCCACUUGGAUCUAAAAAUAUAAUUCCCAUUAGUAAUUAUAGGCCAGCAAUAGUUGAGCCUAUUUCUUUAAUUUUUGAUGCACACUGCAAAGAAAUAAUGUUUCCGCUUAGAUCUUAUUUUUCAGGUCCAAAUUUAAGCUACACGAUAGAACCUUCUAAUUCUGCUCUAUUUUCAUAUAAUAUCAGUAUUCCAAAUAAAGUUGAGCUGUAUAAAAGAGUUACAGUUCCUAAAGAAACUUUAUGAGUCGAGUACAAAGAUGCUUCAAUAAUUCACUACUACAAAGACUAUAUAGAAAUAACAAGAGAAGAAAUUUGAAAUAUCACCAAGCCAAUCAAUAUUGUCAGCACGGAGAAAUAUGCAUGAAUAUAUUGGAAAACUCAAGAGUCUAUUCCUAUGAUAUCAUCUUAUAUGUUAAAGGAUUAUUCAGCUAUAGAAACUUGGGAGUCUGAAACAGAAUGCUCUAUUUUUAAGCAUGAUAUUAAUUUCAUGUUUUUUGUAUGUUCUGAUCGAAAGCGAAUUGAUAUUUAUUUAGCUUUAGACUACAGCUCUAAAAAAUGAAUUACUUUAGCAGGAGAAAACUUCAAAGAAGGAUUUCAAUGGAAUUUAAAUGAAAUUUUUAUUUAUCCAAAAUCUUUUCAAAAGUCUUUAAUAUAUGGUUAG